Messenger RNA from Triticum dicoccoides, 1446 nucleotides. RefSeq lists its product as uncharacterized. The record is from RefSeq and is a predicted model, not a curated record. Bases 20 to 892 code for a protein of 290 amino acids. NCBI's taxonomy places the organism in Eukaryota, Viridiplantae, Streptophyta, Magnoliopsida, Poales, Poaceae. The transcript is spliced from 8 exons.
AGAAGAUAAGGUGGUGGCCAUGCCGCGCGCUCACCUCGCAGUAACCAUGCCGCUGCUAGCUCCAGCAGCUAAAACCCUGUUCCCCUCCCGGCUCCCGCCUUCGCCUCGCCUCCACCUCCGCCGCGCCACCGCCACCGCUGCCGGCGGGAGGGGCGACGGUGCGGCGGCAGUGUCGGCGGCGUCCGGCACGUCGGCCAGGGACCGGCGGCUGGCCAGGGUGCGGGAGGAGCGGCGCCGCCGCGAGUACGACCGCGAGCACACCUACCCCGGCUGGGCCAGGGUCCUGGAGAACGCCUGCAGGGACGACGAGGAGAUGCGCGCCAUCCUCGGCGACAGCAUCGGGAACCCGGAGCUCAUGAAGCAGAGGAUACAAGAGAGGGUGCGUGCCAAAGGCAGGGAGGGGUUCAACAGACCCAAGACGGGCUCCGUCGCUGCGUUCAAAGUCAGCUUCCGAGACUUCAACCCGUUAAAUGCUUUCAUCUGGUUUGAACUCUUUGGAGAACCAACUGAUCGAGAUGUUGACCUUCUUGGCGGUGUUAUUCAGGCUUGGUAUGUCAUGGGAAGGCUAGGAGCUUUCAACUCUUCAAAUUUGCAGCUGGCCAACUCAAUGCUGGACUUUGACCCUUCGUACGAUUCUGAGGAAGCUUCUGCUGUAAUGCCUUCAUCUUUCCACGAUAUCAGUGAUGUCGAGUUUCAAGACAGUUGGGGCAGAGUGUGGGUGGACCUUGGGACUUCAGAUCAUCUUGGAUUGGAUGUACUACUGAACUGUCUUACACAAUUAAGCUCAGAACAUUUGGGCAUCAAACAGGUUGUUUUUGGUGGCAGAAAAUUGGGCGACUGGGAGGAAGGCAUGACGAGCUCCGACUAUGGAUACAAGCACUUCAAAAUAUAGGAAUCAACAAGUGGUAUGCGGCUCGAAGCCUCUGAGGGACCACGCAGCCCCCAAUAGUUCAGAUAAAUUUUGUUUAGGAAUGAGUUAGGAGUAGUCCCAACUUCCAGGACCGGCUGGAUUUGGAUUGCGCGCUCAUGUAUGUAUGUAAAUAAUUUCCAAAGGCUGGUGUCCUUGCUCCGGCAAGAUGCAUUUGGGAAGGUGGAUGAGAGAUUCACAUAUUUGGAGUUGAAGGUUGCAUCCUUUGCUAGUGAUGUCAAAGUCAGUCCAGUAAAUGCUGAGUGAUGAUGAGAGCGAUGCUUCAGUGCCUCCUGCACACAUUGAGUUCCCCCUCAGUGUUCCGGAAUCUUAGCCUAGUGGGAUGUUAGCUCUUCUUUUUUAUCUCAAAGGGGGGAAUUUUAGACUAGACGGCUUCAUGGUUAUUUUGAGUUUGGUGGUAGAAUCUAUGGCUAGACAACAUUUUCAUGUGGUUGGGACUUCAAUUUUGAAUGUGUUUUCUACUCCUGUGAAUGAACCAAUAUUUGGGGAAUUGAGUUUCUAUGAAACUCGUGUUUUCC